AUGGCUCUACGAAACUUCCUCUGGGGCAUGGGCAUGAUUGGAUGCCUGCCACAGGUGUAUGCCAUCGAUGCUCUCAGGUUCUCAGUUGGAACAGCUACCCUUGCCCUGGGAGGCACGAACACGGCUACGGGAGAAAGGAUGCUCUUUAGGAGUGAUGCCAGUCAAGCAUGGAAAGAGGUUGACUCCAACACCAGCCAAAGCCCACUAUUUGCAAAUUUUGGAGGAGCGACGAUUAGCUACUGCGAAGGGGCGAACAGCGGAAUUCCCGGGGACACUGAUUUCAGCUGCGAGUUUAUUGGACGUGAUGCAGGAGGUGAUGAAACGUCAGUCACCUUCAAAGCAUUUAGCGACGUUUCAAUGUAUGGAUUGGGCUCAAUAACAGGAGAUUAUUGCGGUGGCACUAUCUAG
Molecule: messenger RNA, 408 nt
Organism: Penicillium daleae
Lineage: Eukaryota; Fungi; Ascomycota; Eurotiomycetes; Eurotiales; Aspergillaceae
Exons: 2
Coding region: 1-408 (135 amino acids)
Source: RefSeq, a predicted model, not a curated record